AUGGCUUCUACGACGUCGUAUUGGUGCUACCAGUGCACCGUAACCAUUUCUCUCGCCUCCGAUGGCCCUGUCGUCUGCCCCCACUGCCACGGCGGAUUCGUACAAGCCGUGGACCCUUCGGAUUUCUCCCCGCGCCCGUUUGCUGGCCGCCGACGCCACCGCCGGCGGAACGAUUCCUCCUUCAAUCCCGUAAUCGCUCUUCGCCCGCCAGCCGGCGGCGCCGCCCAGAGGACCUUCGAUUUGUACUACGACGGCGGAUCGGGCCAGGGUCUACGCCCCCUUCCUCCCGCCAUGUCCGAGACCCUGCUUGGAUCCGGAUUCGAUCUGAUGCUCGACCGCCUCUCGCAGAUCGGGUUCAGUCUCUGGGCCCAGCCGGAGAAUCCCCCGGCCAGCAAGAGCGCCGUCGCGUCGCUGCCGGCGGUGCGGAUCUCGGCCGGCCAGGUGGACGCCGACUCGCGGUGCGCCGUGUGCACGGAAGCCUUCGCGCUCGGGUCGGAGGCCCGCGAGAUGCCCUGCAAGCACAUCUACCACCCGGACUGCAUCCUCCCGUGGCUCAACCUCCACAGCUCGGUCGGAGGGCAGGAUGGUCAUUUUGACUGCUUUUGA
This is a messenger RNA of Striga hermonthica, 606 nucleotides long. Lineage: Eukaryota; Viridiplantae; Streptophyta; Magnoliopsida; Lamiales; Orobanchaceae. The record is from the annotation of a GenBank genome assembly.